UGUACAUCAUAAGAACGAAUGUAUUUCGUCAGUUUUGUAUUUGGAAAAAGUUUUUAUCUUUGUGUUCUCUCCGCUUCUCUCUCAGGCUAUAGAGAUUGUUUGGACGGGAGCGAUGAAAAUACAACGAUCUGCCGCGAGUAUGUGUGCCCCGAGCACACGUUCCGCUGCUCGUACGGCGGUUGCGUUCACCAGGAGGUGAUUUGCGACGGUGUAAAGGAUUGCGUCGACGGCACCGAUGAGGACUCGAGCACCUGCGCGACUGCCGACUGCGAGGAUCAAGAAUGUUCGCGAUGCCGAGGUGAAGAAUUCGCGUGCGAGAACGGACGACAAUGCUUGCCGACAGCUAAAGUGUGCGAUGGUACUCGGCAUUGCGCGGAUGCUUCUGACGAAACUGCAGAACUGUGUGAAGCACGUGAAUGUCCUGAAAAUUGGUUUCGCUGCGCCUACGGCGGAUGCAUUCGAUCGGAGUUGAAGUGCAAUUCUCAACUGAAUUGUCACGAUUGGAGCGACGAGGAUGAAUCGCUAUGCGGGAUAACGUUGCCCGAAGGUGCCUGCCGAUUGCCCGCCGCAAAAGCAGGGACCCAUUAUAUCGUGAACGAGUGUUCCAGAUGUCGGCCGGGCGAAGUUGUUCCUGAGCUCACUCGUCUCGAUUACGCAUGCGACGCCGAGGACUCCUUACAAGGUGCCAGUGAAAUUUAUUGUCAGAAUAACCGGUGGUCUCCCGGUAUUCCGAGCUGUGUAUUGAGAAAUGAAACGGACGGAAUAACGUGCCCGGCACCGUCCGAGGCGCACGAUACGAUUAAACGGUGCGAGGCAAUGUGGGGUCCUCAUAAGGGGUGGCUACCUUGCAAUCGACCCCUUCCGGUUGGCACGCGAGUUUUCCUCGAAUGUCCGGCAUUUUACGAACGUCGCAAAGGAUCUUCCAGUGUCAUGUGCCUUCACGACGGCACGUGGAGCCAAUCGUUUCUGAGUUGUACUCCAGUCUGCGGGAUAAGGGAUUCCACAGGUUUGACAGCGGCGGCUAUGAUUGUAAAGGGGUGGCAGGUCGAGAGGGAGGAGACACUGCCCUGGCAAGCCACCCUCUUUUCGCACGAGGACGGUCAGUGGACAUUCUUCUGUGGCGGCACAUUAAUAGCGGAACGGAUCGUGCUAACUGCCGGUCAUUGCGUUUGGAAGACCGAGGCAGACACGAUGCGCGUAGCUUUAGGAAUUCUUGUGAGUGACUUGAGUCAAGCGGGGGAAAACGCGCAAGUGAUCGACGUGGAGAGUAUCGAGCUGCAAAGCGCGUAUCAAGAUCAUGAGAGUAACUACGGUUCGGACAUCGCGUUGUUGAUUUUGAAGAAAACUGUGACCAUCAACUCAGUCGUCGGACCAGUUUGCCUUCCUUUGCAUUCCGAUACGACGUUACUCGAAUAUCAGCGAAACGGUGGACUUGGAUUAGUUGGUGGUAUGGGGCUGACGGAGAAUGAUACGUUUAGUUCGGUCUUGAGGAUAACUACAAUGAAAAUUAUUUCCGACGACGAGUGUCGUCAGCACCAAAACCGGGACUUUCGAAAAUAUUUAACGUACACUUCCUUCUGCGCCGGAUGGGCAAAUGGUACUGGGGUAUGCAAUGGAGACAGUGGCGGCGGUUUGGUGCUUCAGCGACCGAACUCCAGUAUUUGGGAGGUUCACGGAAUCGUUUCCAUAAGCCCACGAAAAUUAGGUACCAACGUAUGUGAUUCGAACUUCUAUGCUGUUUUCACAAAGGUUGCUAUGUACACAAAUUGGAUUUACGAAGUGAUUGAGAGCAUACCUGCAAUUGGUUUACUUGACUUUGAUCGACAACCAAAUAGAGACGACAUUAUUAUUUAAACAAUUAUAAAUUAAGUUAAUUUUAAUUAUAAUAUAUAUUUAAAUAAACAUAAAUUUACAUAUUUAAUUAAAUGUGGCUCAUUUUAAUUUCUU
Monomorium pharaonis (pharaoh ant) is the source of this 1947-nucleotide messenger RNA. RefSeq names its product modular serine protease. The transcript is spliced from 7 exons. The record is from RefSeq and is a predicted model, not a curated record. Gene Ontology annotation, molecular function: G protein-coupled receptor activity; protein binding; serine-type endopeptidase activity. Gene Ontology annotation, cellular component: membrane. Gene Ontology annotation, biological process: proteolysis. The coding region runs from base 19 to 1854 and encodes 611 amino acids. NCBI's taxonomy places the organism in Eukaryota, Metazoa, Arthropoda, Insecta, Hymenoptera, Formicidae.